Messenger RNA from Sinocyclocheilus anshuiensis, 4104 nucleotides. RefSeq names its product STE20-like kinase b (gene slkb). The transcript has 18 exons. The record is from RefSeq and is a predicted model, not a curated record. Gene Ontology annotation, biological process: protein phosphorylation. NCBI's taxonomy places the organism in Eukaryota, Metazoa, Chordata, Actinopteri, Cypriniformes, Cyprinidae. Bases 629 to 3589 code for a protein of 986 amino acids. Gene Ontology annotation, molecular function: ATP binding; protein serine/threonine kinase activity.
CGCAGGAGGCGCUUAGUUUCUCCAAACAAAAACUAUUGUGCGUUUUCACGCGUUUGGAGAGGUUUCGCUCUUAAUCCAGGAGCGGAGGAUGUACGAUCUGUGAGGACUGUGAUUUACCGGAGAUACAAACAUUUUAUCAGCCUCUUGUCAGACUUUAUUUAAAGACAAAGAGAAACAACUAGAUGUUUUUACGGAUCAGAUCCACGAAACUCCGAGGAACAGCAACAACCUCAUGAUUUACCUCGAAAGGAUGUAUUCAUCUCAAGAUCGCCUUUACACCAUUGCACGCAGUAGAUUAAUGCAUUUUAAUGAUUUACUUUUAUUUUGAAAAUACGAUUUUCUCUCAGAGCAAAGAAUCGCUAGAAUCAAGAAUUUUCUUUGUCUGUGCAUUAUUGCAUUGGCAUACUGAUCACUAAAUGACUGCUAGUGUAACACGCCAAGCUCUCCAAUUAUAACGUGCAAAGACGAACAUGUCAACACUGUUUCCUGAUUAGACAAGAGACUGAAUAGUAUUGGAUUGCAAUGGGAAUGCAAUAGCAGUUGCAUUGAUUUACGAUUGUUUAGACAUUAAUUGAAAGAAAUCUCCCUUUGCCAACCGACCAGAGAAAGAGACGUGUGGGAACUGGCCAUGUCCUUCUUUAAUUUCCGAAAAAUCUUUAAAUUGGGCGCAGAGAAGAAGAAGAAACACUAUGAUCACGUGCACAGGGACACAAAUCCGGAGGAAAUCUGGGAGAUUGUGGGAGACCUGGGGGAUGGAGCCUUCGGAAAGGUGUUCAAGGCUCAAAACAAGCAGACAGGCAUUUUUGCUGCUGCAAAGGUGAUUGACACCAAAACUGAAGAUGAGCUGGAGGACUACAUGGUGGAGAUCGACAUCUUGGCAUCAUGUGAUCAUCACAAUAUUGUCAAGCUGCUUGACGCGUUUUACUACGAGAGCAAACUGUGGAUCCUGAUAGAGUUCUGCGCCGGCGGAGCCAUCGAUGCUGUCAUGCUCGAGCUGGAAAGGCCUCUGACGGAGCCGCAGAUCAGGGUGGUUUGUAAGCAGUCUCUGGAUGCUCUGCAGUAUCUGCAUGACAACAAGGUGAUCCACAGAGACCUGAAGGCUGGAAACAUCCUGCUCACCCUCGACGGAGACGUCAAACUGGCGGACUUUGGAGUGUCUGCCAAGAACACAAAGACUAUCCAGCGAAGAGACACCUUCAUUGGAACCCCUUACUGGAUGGCUCCAGAGGUCGUGAUGUGUGAGACGUCUAAGGACAGGCCGUAUGACUAUAAGGCUGAUAUUUGGUCUCUAGGAAUCACUCUGAUCGAGCUGGCCCAGAUCGAACCGCCCAACCAUGAGAUGAACCCAAUGAGAGUUCUGCUCAAGAUCGCCAAAGCUGAACCGCCUACUCUCCAGCAGCCUUCAAAAUGGUCUCCUAAGUUUAAUGACUUCCUGAAACAUGCGCUGGAUAAGAACGUGGACAACAGGUGGAGCACAGCACAACUUCUUCAGCACCCGUUUGUGAGUAGUGUGACUGACAGCCGACCCCUGCGGGAGCUCAUCGCUGAGGCCAAGGCUGAGGUCACAGAGGAGAUAGAGGACCUGAAGGAGGAAGAGGAGGAAGAAGAUCAUGAGGGAAACCUGCUGCUUCCUGGACACAAACGUGCACCAUCUGACGCUAGCGUUGGAAGCUCUGAAGACGAGAAGCUUCCGCAGUCACCAUCCACCUUGGAGUCUGUUCCUGAGAAGAUUGAAGAGGCCUCUACACCCAAACUGCCAGAUGAUAAUGUUACAACUGGAAUAAAGAAGGAAGAAGAACCUCUGAAGGCGGGUGAGAACCACAUUGAGGAUGUAGCAGAACCUGGAUCUAAGCAACAAGCUGUGGAAGUAUCUCCAAAGGAAUCUCAAGAACCUAAAGCUGAAGAGAAGCCUGUAGAACCAGAGACUCCUGCUGAUACAAUAGUCCAAACGGAGGAGCAAAGAGCCAAACCUGAUGGAGAGAAACUGGAAGAGGAAAAGGAGGUGGUGGGCAAUGGUGAACUCAUAAAGGAAGUGUCUGCAUCAGACAUUUCUUCAUUGGAGACACCAACAGAACCUGUUAAACAAUCUGUGCCUGAUGAACCUAUUCCAACAUCUCCAUUGAAAGAAGAAGAGAGUGUUGAGGGAAAGGAGAAACAUGAACUGGUGGAGAAACAAAGCCCAGUGAAGCCCAGGUAUGUGAAGAAGGAGGACUCAGACUCUGGGAUCAGUUCUUCAGCUGACAACAGCAGCAUAGACCUGAACUUAUCCAUCUCCAGCUUUAUUAGCAAAUCCAAGGAGCCAGGAACCGUCUCUCAGCAGGACAACAAGAGGCAGAAAAAGACUCUGAAAAAGACUCGCAAGUUCAUCGUGGAUGGUGUGGAAGUCAGUGUAACAACGUCCAAGAUCGUCACAGACAAUGACGCCAAAAGCGAGGAGAUGAGAUUCCUCAGGCGUCAGGAGCUGAGGGAACUGAGACUUCUUCAGAAAGAGGAGCAGAGAGCCCAACAGCAGCUCAGCAACAAGCUCCAGCAGCAGAGAGAGCAGAUCUACAAACGCUUCGAACAGGAAGUCACGAGUAAGAAGCGUCAGUAUGAUACGGAGGUGGAGAAUAUGGAGCGGCAGCAGAAACAGACCAUCGAGCGUCUGGAGCAGGAUCACACCGAGCGCCUCAGAGACGAGGCCAAACGCAUUAAAGCUGAGCAGGACAAAGAGCUUUCCAAGUUUCAGAGUAUGCUCAAGAACCGCAAGAAAGAGGAGCAGGAGUUUCUUCAGAAGCAGCAGCAGGAUCUGGACAGCGCUCUGAAGAAGAUCAUUCAGCAGCACAAACAUGAGCUGGCCACUAUUGAGAGAGACUGUCUCAACAACAAGCAGCAGCUCCUCAGAGCCCGAGAAGCCGCUAUGUGGGAGCUGGAAGAGCGCCACCUACAGGAAAAACACCAGUUGCACAAACAGCAGUUGAAAGACCAGUACUUCAUGCAACGACAUCAGCUGCUUAAAAGACACGAGAAGGAAAUGGAGCAGAUGCAUAGGUAUAACCAGCGUCUGGUAGAGGAGAUGAAGAACAAACAGACACAGGAGAGGACCAGACUGCCUAAGAUCCAGCGCAGUGAUGCAAAGACACGCAUGGCCAUGUUCAAAAAGAGUCUGCGCAUCACGACCACAGGGGUCACGCCGGAACUAGAACGUGAGAGGGUCAAACAGUUUGCAGCACAGGAGGAGAAGAGACAAAAGAACGAGCGUCACCAUCAACACCAGAAACAUGAGACUCAGAUGAGAGACCUGCAGAUGCAGUGCGACGCCAAUGUCGGAGAACUACAGCAGCUGCAGAAUGAGAAGUGCCAUCUGUUGAUCGAGCAUGAGACUCAGAAGCUGAAGGAGCUGGAUGAGGAGCACAGCGCAGAGCUCAAGGACUGGAGAGAGAAACUCAGACCCCGCAAGAAGGCCCUUGAGGAAGAGUUCGCGCGUAAGCUACAGGAACAGGAAAUGUUCUUCAAAAUGAGUGGGGAGUCUGCAUGCCUUAACCCCUCCACCCAGAGCCGGAUCUCAAAGUUCUACCCCGUCCCGAGUGUCCACUCCACCGGGUUUUAACACACACGUUCACACUAAAAGCACAGAGAUGCUAAACUGCAUUGGGACUGAACCUCAGCUGCCUUGUUCCCUCUGAUCGCUGAUGUCAGGCAGAACGAAGGAGGGACUUCGUUGUUCCAGUAAUAUACAGAGAAGUUUUUGCUUUUGUUUUUUUAAUUUAAGCUUUAAAAGUGAAUUUUCAGUGUGGUUUCCCUAAACAUUUCAGCAAUGGUUUAUGAAAGAUAAUGUGAUUCUAUAUGCCACUAAAUUGAUUUUUUUUUUUUUUUUUUUUUUUUUGAAUCAGUGGUCUCAGUGUCUUAAUGUUGUGGUUUACUGUGAUAUUUUUAGGAUUAUAUCUGCGUACAUGGAAUGACUGUUCAACUUCAGACUAAUUUGCUUGCACUAAACUAAGCGAAUGAUUUAACUAAAUCUAAAUCAGAAUCAAAAAUCUGAAUGGUAAUAAAAUGUUCUAAAAUCUAAUGAAGUUUAAAGGCACAUUAUUUAGAGCAGUGGUUCCCAACCCUGGUCCUGGAGGC